This is a messenger RNA of Letharia lupina, 1455 nucleotides long. RefSeq lists its product as uncharacterized. The record is from RefSeq and is a predicted model, not a curated record. The transcript has 5 exons. Lineage: Eukaryota; Fungi; Ascomycota; Lecanoromycetes; Lecanorales; Parmeliaceae. Gene Ontology annotation, biological process: regulation of mitotic metaphase/anaphase transition; cellular response to glucose starvation. Gene Ontology annotation, molecular function: protein serine/threonine phosphatase inhibitor activity. The coding region runs from base 1 to 1455 and encodes 484 amino acids.
AUGCGUCUCGCCCAGCAGACGAGUCCAAGUCACGGCCACCGCCCGAGUUUCACAGAGCAGUUACGCGGCAUGCCACCCUCACCCCGAGGCGCCCGCCAACUUUCCAUGUCCGAAGCCCAGAUACGGGAGCUGAUGAACAAUCCGCCAACUACCGGGAGUGCGGAUCCGAAGUUUGCGGGGAGAGAUUGGCAGCAUAUUGCUGUUGGGGAGCUCGUGCAGCCAGAGGAUUUGAGGUGGGUGGAGGUUGAUAGUGGAGUGGAGGACGCUACGAAUCUCCUGACGGAGUCUGACGCAACUGUACUACUCAUCCGAGCAAACAAGAACGAAAAUUCGGCCGUUGCGACUUUCGACUACCGAGAUUUGACGCAAUACCUCCUCUUCGCCACCGGCCAACUGCAACCCGAUGACGAACAUCUAGUCGUCUUCGAGAAACUGGCCAAGAAGGCACAGCAGGGCCACAAAAUACCACUGCGAGAUGCGAAGAGCUUGGGCAACAAGGAGCCGUUCAUAACAUUGCCACAUACUGCGGAUCUCACGGCUGCUGUGGAGACAUUCGGAGGUGGUGUGCAUCGAAUUGUUAUAUUGAAGGAAGGGACGAACCAUGCUAUUGGGAUCCUAAGUCAGCUGAGACUAGUGAAAUUUCUUUGGGAGAACGGGAGGGCUUUCCCGACCAUCGAUCAGCUGUACCCUCGAGAGGUUAAGGAUCUUGGUAUUGGGUCUCAGGGACUGAUAUCCGUCAAUGGUGACAAGCCUCUGAAGGAAGCGUUGACACUCAUGAACAACGAAGGAGUCACGUCCUUAGCUGUCGUCGACAAUAAUUACAACGUUGUGGGCAAUAUAUCCAAUGUGGAUGUCAAGCUCCUCACCAAAUCAAGCUCGGCGCCACUUCUCGAAAACACCUGCAUACACUUCAUCUCCGUCAUUCUUUCCACCCGCGGCAUGAUUGACGGCCAAGAUUCUUACCCCGUCUUCCACAUAAACCCCCAGUCCACCCUGGCUCACACAGUGGCAAAGCUUGUUGCUACAACCGCCCACAGAAUGUGGGUAGUCGAAACCCCCACACCAUCCUCCACCCCCUCCUCCGCCCCCCUAACCCCUGGUACCGGUCCCAACCCUCACGCCACCCCCAUCUCCAUCGCCCAUCCGCCCGUCAAUCACCCCCCACACCUCUCCACUUCCUUCCCGCAAGCCAAUCCUCCCUUCCAACCUCUCAGCGCCACACCAUCUGUCUCCGCUUCCGCAAUGCCGGGACAGCAUAUGUCAGGCAGAUUGAGCGGCGUGGUUAGUUUGACGGACAUAUUGAAUCUGUUUGCGCGAGCCAGCGGACUGCACCCGACGGAUCCGGAGGAGGCGAGGAGGAAGAGGAGAGGAAGUUCUAGUAGUUCCAGGAGUGGGGUCAGGGGCAGUAUGGACAGUGCGAGGAGUAGCGUCGUUGAUUUGAGGGAGAAGCGGUAG